This is a messenger RNA of Macrobrachium nipponense, 8292 nucleotides long. RefSeq lists its product as uncharacterized. The record is from RefSeq and is a predicted model, not a curated record. NCBI's taxonomy places the organism in Eukaryota, Metazoa, Arthropoda, Malacostraca, Decapoda, Palaemonidae.
AGGAUGUGAGGUGUUAUCAUCAUAACCUUCUCAAUUCCCAGCAGCUAUCACUGCAGACAACAUAUUUAUCUUGUUCUUUCCCACCGUUAUCCCUACACUAAGGGGUCGGUUGCCUGAUACCCCUUUCCUUACAUCAGGCAUGGUUCAUUAUUUGGCUAAGGGGUUUUUAGGACUGCAUGCCCUUGCUGUCAUCAACCACAGUUAUUGGCGGUGGGCCUCGCCCUUGACUAAAAAGUCCAUCUGCAAGGCCGCAGUUUCCAUAGUUAUUGGCGGUGGGCUUAGCCUUUUACUAAACAGUAAGAAGGCAAGGCAGCAGUUUCCACAGACAUUGGCAGUGGGCCUAGCCUCUUACUAAAAAAUUACGACUGCAAGGCAGCAGCUGUCCUUUUAGUAGCCUUUUACACAGUAUUUGGUGCGUGCUAAAUUCUAACAUGUACCAGUUUUUAGCCCAUGUUAAAUUCUAGCACGUACCAGUAUUGAGCCCAUGUUAAAUUCUAGCACGUACCAGUAUUUAGCCCAUGUUAAAUUCUAGCACGUACUGGAAUGUAUUUAGUGCAUGCUAAAUUCUUGCACAUACUGGCACAUGCCAGUAUUUAGCGUGCGUUAAAUUCUGGUAUGUUCCAGUAUUUAGCGCACCUAAAUUCUGGCAAGGACUGGCACGUGUUGGCAGGUGUCAGUAUUUAGCGCACUCUAAAUUCUGGCACAUAUUAGAUCGUAUUUAGUGAGCCAGUAUUUAGAGCACCCUAAAGUCUGGCGCGUACUGGAACGCAUUUUAGCACUAGUAUGUAUUGGGCACUAGAUUCUAGCACGUACUGGCACGUGCUAGUAUUUAGAACGCACUAAAUUCUACAACAUACCUGCAUGUGCCAUUAUUGUGGGUGUGCUAAAUACUGGUACGUACCCGCACGUUCCAGAAUUUAGCGUGCACUAAAUACUGGCAUAAGCCAGUACGUACCAACAUUUAGUGCGUGCUAAAUUCUAGAACGUACUGGCACAUACCAGUAUUAGCUCCCUGUGCUAAAUAGUGCCUCGUUCGGGCACGUGCAAAAGGAUUCUGUUAAUCUCACAGAAAAGACCAGAACUGGACUUGGCAAAAUUGAAUAGAGAGUAUGACUUCUCUCUCAGUCAUUCCACGCUCACUAAACCUAUUCCAGCACAGACAAAAGUAACUUGAUGCAUCUUAUUGAAGAGAGAGCUCAAGGGACUGAAGUACAGAUAAACUUGACACAAACCCAAGGUACUUGUUUAAAGCUUAUCAUUUGCCAGGUACGACUAGUAUUUGAUCGGUGUACUAAAGAAGGAUCAUUAAAGUGCGCACCAGAUACAAACGUAUCAAUGGAAAAUCUGUUCGUUAGGUUGGGAGAGAUCCAGCACCACUGGUCGGGGUUAAAAUGAAAACCCUCAUGUCUCAUCAUCAAACAAAAGAAGAUUUGACCUCUUAUUUGGCUGAUUUCUGUACCAGGGCUUUAGCUGACCACAACACGAGGUUUAUUGUUGUGUAUGAUACAAAAUGUGUCUCAAAAAUACCAUAGAAUCCUGAUCAUUUGCUUUCCCACAAGCAGGGAAAACAUGCUACUGAUGUAGAUCCUUUCACAGAACUUGUCCUUCUGUCGCCUGAUAUCAAUGUGUUUCUGCUGUUGAUUCACUUUUAUCCUAAACUUUAUACCAGCAAAACAUGUAGAACAGUCACUGGUGCAAACAUUAGCAAUAUCAGUAUUCAUAAAGUAUAUGAGGCACUUGGUUUUCACUAUCGCAUAUUCUCUGAUUUUCUGUCGAACAUUUGUAACCCUUCAUCCUGCUUGGUUCAUGCCUUGAGAAAGAUUUCAUUAAUCUGUCUGUAUAUAUGUAUGUACUAUAUAUGUGUAUGCUUGUAUGUAGUGCAAAUUACGGAAAGGGGGUGAACGUUAACAGAACACAUUAAAAUAGCAGGUAUGGGUCGGUGAACCCUCUUACCCAGAUCUUUUCAUUGACAACGUUUCUUUACCAUACACGCAACUCCAUGACAUGAUUGGGGUCAUUCUUGAUUGCAAAUUCACUUUCGAGAAGCAAACCGGUCUAUCUUUCCUUUGACUGUGGGAAAAACUGUUACUAUUUUCAAAAGUUUUGUAGACUUGUUCAUCCCGAGAAAAUUGUUCAUGUCUUUAUUUCUUUCAUACUUUGAAUAUUGCUCCCGUGUUUAGCCUUCAGCAGCUGACCCGCAUCUUAAAAUGGUAAACAUAAAUUUGUGUUCUACCAUAUUCCUUAUUCCCUGAUCUUAACAUUAAUCUCUGGCGCGUCGUUCGGCUUCUGCUGUAUGAAAUAUUGCGUAGUUACGACCAUCCUUUGCAUUCAAAUCCUCAUUGACUAUACCGUCCAACAUUUUGUAAUAGAUACGUAGUUAAUUCCAACAGCCUUACUCUUUUUCUUUGAGGUUCAGUACCAAACAGUUUACUAGAAGCUUUAGUCCUGCUGUGACAUGAGUUCUCCUUCUAGUUGAAUUGUAGGAAUUUCAAAUGUGUUUUGGAGCAGAUACCAUAUUAGUUUUCUGAGAAGAAAACUAUGGUGCCGGCUUGUCUGUUCGUUUGCACUUUUUUUUUUUGUCCGCCAUCAGAUCUUAAAAGUUACUGUGGCUACAGGGUUACAAGUUGGUAUGUUGAUCAUCCACCCUCCAGUCAUCAAACGCACCAAAUUGCAGCCCUCUAGCCUCAGUAAGUUUUUAUUCUAUUUAAGGUUAAAAUUAGCCAUAAUCGUGCGUCUAGUAACGACGUAGACCAGGCCACCACUGGGCCGUGGUCACAGUUUCAUGGGCCGCGGCUCACACAGCAUUAUACCGAGACUACGAAAGGUAGAUAUAUUUUCGGUUGCCUUGAUCAUACGAUGUACCAAGAACUUGACUGCGCCGGAGAAGCUUCGGGGCAUUUUCUCCUUGUUUGUUGCUGGGUCCCAGUAACUGAAAUUUGUUGUUUCUAUUAUUCUUGUUAUAGACACGUUUUUAAAGAUGGACAACUUACAAAAUACUGACGAAGGCUUUAUGUUCUAUUAAUACUGUAAAUAUUGCUUGUGUGUGUGUGUGUGUAAGUGUGCGGAAAAAAUAUAUAAUGGUCAGGGUGCUGCUGCAGUAAAUGUUGCUCAUUUGCAAAAAAAAAAAAAAAAAAAAAAAAAAAAAACUAUAAAUGUUCGUGCCCUGUUGUUUGUUUACUAAUUGACGGAACUGUAGAUGAGCUCGGAUGAUCAAUAUUCACAUCACGGCUUGGAAGAGGGGUAGGAGAAUCAAUUACUGGGUCCCAGUGGAUAGGAAGAGUCCGACUUCGCCACGCGAGAGCGAGCGUGCAAGUCCGGACUCCGGAGGACGGGGCCGAAGUGAGGAAGGAGUCUGUCUGUUGUUAGUUGCCCGCUAACCACGGUGGCGUAGAGUACAGUGUGCCUCAGCGUCCAUCGAUUCGUGGACUAUUUUCCGAGAGAGUGAAGCCUCCUUUUUUUUUUAAUCACAGAAGAGAAAAAUUUCUUACUCGUUCGAUUGCGUAGCCGACAAUUUUAAUGAGAACCGUAACCAUGAGAGCCUCGUGCUUACCGAUCAGCCCCUGAGCGAGGAACAGAAGAAGAUCGAAGAGGAAGAAAAAUUUAUUUACAGUGAUAACGUUCGUAAAGAAGGAGGCGAGGGAGAACACCCUACAUGCGAUCUCUCUCCGACCCGGACAGAUCAGUGAAGUCAACUAUUGUGUUGGUUGAUACCAUCAAAUUGCCCGUACCUGCGCAAAACCCACCGUACGUUGAUGUGAAUCUGCUGUGAAGAAGUUCGAAAACACUUCGUCUUAAGCAUAUCCUGAGUGCGACAGUUCUAAGAGAGAAUGCCGUCAUAAAGGACGUGAGGGAGUUUGUCUUCUAGGAAGGACACAUCCCACUUGACCAAACCAAAGGAACACAAAGCAUAUUUGCCGCCGAGGCCUGAGUCAUCAGCAGAUAUAUAGACACCAUAUCACACGCCCUGAAACGCCCUAAUCCAUACCUGGAAUCACAAUGCUUUAGGCAGAAGUACAAAGGGCGAUAUCACCUCGGGUCACCUUGCUCUUUCCGUGAACGUCGAAUCUUCGAGGGAUUUUAGAAUCAUCUUUUAAGAUGUAUUUUUGAGAUGAAUUAUCUCAUUUCAGUGUCCGGUGCAGUAAAUUGUUUAAAAUAAUGCUAAGUAAAUUACGGUCUAUUCUCCAUCUUAGUCGCCUCUGAAUAUGAAAAACAGCUUUAUACUAUUUUCUCCUAUUUUCAAUACUUACACGUAAACUGUCUUCCUUCUGUAUACAUGACUAGCCUUCCUGGUUCCUUCCCCAUGCGUCCAUCCCAGGUGCCCUUCCACGAUUCUCCACCGAGGGCGAGUAUGACAUGUUUUUAUGUUAUUGGCUGUACCUCACGGUCCUCAACGCAGGUGAUCGUCCUCUAGCUCAGGGUGAUCGUGCUGCCUCUUAACAUAAAACAGUUGUUGCCUCUAUCGGGUCCUUUUUUAUUUUCUUUUCUUUACAAAAAAGUGACCAAACCAUUUUAUUGGUGCUGAACAGAGGUACUUUUGACUCUACCUAGUUUCACUUAGACAACUGAAAUGAACAAUCCAAAAAUACUGGAAAGGCUUUGAAAACAUUUUAGUAUCCGUAAAUGCUAUGAACAGCACAAAACAUUAAAGUGAUGAACUGCAAUGUUUACAAGUUACUACCACGUUGGUUAUUUACGACAUAUGCGUAAAGUGACAAUCAAGUCAACGCCCUUUGCGUAUCCCUGAACCUGUGAAACUUCGGUGGUGCUCAAGAAAAAAGAAAAAUAUCUCGAAGUUAUUGUAAAAGUUCCAUGAAUGUGAAAAAGUGUUACUAUAAGAUUUCAAGGACCUCUCAAGAAAAGUGAACUUUCAAAUAUCCUUAGAUUCUACAGACUCCGAGGACUAUCAGGUGAAGAUAAUUCUACUGGAAAAGGAAAAAACUGUUUUAGGAAAAGCGGGACCAUGGCGUGGGCUGGAACUUUCAAGGAGUACCCGCCUGGUGGGAUCUAGCAACGCCUGGAGUUAUAACUUGAGGUAGCGAGCGUCAAAAAAAAAAAAAAAAAAAAAGUAACGCUAUGUCUAGUUCGCACUCCUCGGGCUCAUCCUCGGGUGGGCGGGGUAUGAGGAUAUCUUCUCAUGCAUACCCGCCGCCCACUGCCCUCACGCCCAAGAGCCUAUUGAAGAGAUAUAAACUUCCAAUAGCCGCCCACCUCCACACGCCCUCGGCGCCCCCAGGGUUGGACCUCUCUCGGCCCCUGCUUCUCUACAAUAGUUAUACCUCCACGAAGGUAAGGGGGAUCUCGCUGAGGCCCGGGAGAGACAGUUCUCUAACACCAGUUGGACCUGCGAUUGUUAUCCCAGAUUCCUACACAGGUUGGUUUGCUAUCGUUACCAGCGAUGGACACACCGCGCCUUUCUUUUCAACAAUCGAGCAAGUUGCUAACAGUCAAGUGGCGUUUUUCCUCACUCGCUACGACGUGGCGGGAUAUACGAGCCUCCAUGAAGAAAACGGGAAGAAGACCUACCAGAAGAUGGUGAUCCACAGUGGGCACGUCCUCAAGCUCCUUGGCAUCUUCGAGGACCUGAAUGCCAAGAAAACUAAUAGUGGUGGUAGAGGAAAGGAUGGCAUGGCUAAUAUGCCCUGUACCAAAUAUGCCCAAUGUCUGAACUAUAGGAACGAGGUGGUCUACUUGCCGUUCUCAGUCUCGGGUCGUUUCUACACGACGGCUCACAAGAACAGCAAGAAUCCCAGUCAUGUGUACCUGAUGGCGCAUAUUCUCAAGAAUCACAAGUUACCCAUCACCGUCAGGCUGGUCUGUGGGUACAUGCCCAGAGUGCCUUGCAGUUUCACGGGUGUCUUACGUCUGGAGAAGGCGCAGAAAGAAGCCGUCAUUUUGGCCUGCACGAUGACCAACGAGGCCAGGGCCACUCUGUUCGAGAUCGACGUCUCCUCCAACUUCGUCCUGGCGCCUGUGAAAGAUUCCAUGUUCCCCAAGACGCCCAUUUAUCUCAAGACAGUCUCCUACUGUGAAGACGAAGCGGAUGCUUGGAGGCGUCAGAUCAAGGUGACGCAUCACGUUACAGAAAAACGGUCGAGAUCUCUCAGCCGCCACCUGAACGACAACUGGGUCGACUCGACCGAGACCAUGAGCUUCGCCUUCCUUGCGGAACACGACAAGAAGAAGGGCAGAGGCCGCGAAAAAUCAAGAGACAGGGUACGGAUCAACGACAGGGCCAGAGAUAAAAGUCGAGAGAACAUUCUCAGAGAUAAGAGUCGAGAGAGGCAUCGCGAAAAUCCCCAGCAGCAAAACAAGUUGAGUGGGAAGGGCCAAGACCAGAGGAAGCUGUCCAAGCAAAACACAUACAUUUUCCAGAAGGACCUCAUAGUCAAAGUCCCUGAUAAGAAACAGGAAGCGGACGCCAUUAGCAGACUGAACAAGUCUAUCGAGAAUCUAGAUUAUUCUCGCGUCAUCGAUGACAUCAGUCCCGUGCAAGGCGAGGAUGACGAUGAGCAUUAUGCAGAAAUUUGCGAAUACAUUAUUAGCAAGAAAGAGUCAUCGUCUUCAAAACCCGACAGCUAUCAGGAGAGGCAGAGGAGGUCGUAUGACAAAGAAAACGGAAUUAAAGAAAACGGGAUACUAGGCUUGGGUUCCUUCGAUGACGAUAAGAAUCUGAGUUUCACUUUGCUCAAGAAAGAUAUUGGCGGGUACUACGUCAAGCUUCCCGGGUUCGAGGACCCGAGAACGGAUAUAGACAGCGGUGUGUAUAGUGAUAGAGAAAGGACUUACGAUUCUUCUUGCUAAGGGGAAAAGAAAUGAGUGUUCCCUAUCAUAAAUCCUUAGCGAUGAACGACCCUCUGCUUCCUACGAAGGACCGAUGCCCCGCUGAUUUUGCUGAUUACGUUUCUUGCCCAAGUUUUUCAUUAUUCGCCUCUUGAAAUAGCAUUUUAUAUUUAUAAUGCUUCAGUAAUACCAUUAUCUCAUUUCUCAGUGUGGCUGAGAUUUUAAGUUCAGACCGUAUCGCAGUAUUAUUUAGUGGAUCUUAAGUAGCUUAAGACGAUUUAUUGAUCUUCCACAAGAUUGAAGGGCUAGCGAAAACUCAAUGCAAUCUGAAAUGUGGAAGAGAAGAGAUAAUUGUUCCAAAGUCUCGAAAUGAUACGAUAAGACUUUGAACAAAUUUUUUCUAUUGUUUGGUGCGAGUACCUUCAGAACUUGCACUCCCACACCGGUAAGAAAAAUAAUACCAGGAGUGAAAAUCAAAAGAAUCGUGAAUUCAAUCAAUACCGAUUGAAGGAAGAGGUAUUUCUGGCCUAUUGUCAGUGAUAGAAACUUUGGGCUUGACAACAUCAAUUGCAACCAACGAUUGAGUAUACCAUUCCCGUUGUUGUUUAGCAAGAGCUUGGAAUCUGAUUUGAUUUUCUAUUCAUUCAAAACCUUUAAGUUCUUUCAAGCCACAGUACAAUGUCGGUCUACGUUCGUGUACGCUGUGAGAAUCUGUACAUUAUGGUCAUUACCUGUAUCUAAUUGUUUAUAUUGCUUCAGCUGUACUCGGAAAUCAGUGUAUUUCCCUCGAAAACUACUUUUGGACAUAGAAAGGGAUCCUAUAGCCAAAGUCUACUAUUGGCUACUUAGAAAAAAAUGGCAAGAGAAAACACUGAAUUUCAUACAGCAGUUUGUAUAUCGGAAGGUGGAUUGUGGAUGAUGUAUAAUUUUGUGUUUUUUGUUAAUCGUAGUUGUCAUGUAGUUUGUUUUUGUUGUUUAUUUCCGUCGAGAUUUGAAUAGGGAAGUUCAUCUUUCUUCUAGUCAUUAUUUUGUUUCGUUUAUUCGUAUUUUAUUCAAAAUUUUGGUCAGAGAACAAGAAAUUUCACUUUUGAAUCUUUGAAUAUGACGAGAAAAUCACUCCAAAAGGUCAUUUGCAAUUUUUGAAAUGUUCGUAAGUGCCACUACAUGAAAAACUUAACAUUUUUUUCUCAUUCUUUAAUGAAGUAAAUUUUACUCACACACACAAAAUGAUAUUUAUUUUACCAGCAAAAUAAAUCAUAACUAACUUAAAAGCAACUGCAUGCAGCAUCUGAAUUGAGAAAACAAUGCUCUAAAAUAUAUUAUGCUAGCGUACGUCCCCCUCUUUUUUUUUUAUCAUAACUGUUGCAUCAAGACGCAUAUUUGCGUCUGGUGAAUUUACUUCGGGCCAGUGAUUAUGCUACGGCCACUGGAUACCAACUAAGGCAUUUUUUCACCUAAAUGUGUAAGGAAUCACAUAUCAUUUUCUAAAUUAAAAUCAGGAGAAAAGCCAUC